GCGCAGCCAUGAGGCUGUGCCGGCCCUUUGUUCCCGGGGGUCCGCGGCCGCCCAUCCCGAUGGCCGGGGCGGCUUGAGCCCGGCGGGAAGGGAGGAGGAGGAGGAGGAGGAGGAGCUGUUCCCAGCAGGAUGCGAUGGGGAACUGCUGGGCGCAGUGGUGCUGCGGGCUGUUCUUCCGGAGGGACGCGGGCCGGCUGCAGCGCGGCGGAGGAUCCAAGUAUUUUAGAACGUGUUCAACAGGAGAACACUUCACUAUAGAGUUUGAGAACCUCGUGGAAAGUGAUGAGGGAGAAAGCCCAGGAAGCAGUCACAGACCUCUGACCGAGGAAGAAAUUGCUGACUUGAAAGAGAGACACUACGACUCCAUUGCUGAAAAGCAGAGGGCUGUUGAUCUGAAGCUGCAGUCAGAGUUAGCCUUACAAGAGGAGAAGUUAAGACUAGAAGAGGAGGCUUUAUAUGCUGCACAACGUGAAGCAGCCAGGGCAGCAAAGCAGAAAAAGCUCUUGGAGCAACGUAGGCAGCAAAGGAUAACUCAGAGAGCACAUGCUGUAAAUAAUGGAGAGUUUCAGAGCUCUGUGGCAGAGGAAGAUCUCGAUCCUUUCUUAAGGAACACAAAAUUCCAGUACGAAGCUUUUCGAAGCAGCAGGCUUUCCUCUGAUGCCACAGUGCUGACACCCAACACAGAGAGCAGCUGUGACUUAAUGACCAAAACCAAGUCAGUGAGUGGGAACGACGACAGCACCUCCUUAGAUUUAGAGUGGGAAGAUGAAGAAGGGAUGAACAGGAUGAUCCCGAUGAGGGAACGCUCCAAGACGGAGGAAGACAUCCUCAGGGCAGCCCUGAAAUUCAACAGCAGGAAGACAGGGAGCCACCCAGCCUCGGCCUCCGACGAUUCCAACGGCUUGGAGUGGGAGAACGACUUUGUCAGCGCCGAGAUGGACGACAACGGCAACUCCGAGUACGCCGGCUUCGUCAACCCCGUCUUGGAACUGUCGGCGUCGGACGUGAGGCUCUCGGAUUCCGACCCCCAGGACAGAUAGUGACACUGCACUCUGCUCUGUCCAAAUGUGACCAAAGGUCACAUCUGUGACCAAAUGUUGGAAAGGGAAGGAGAAUGUACAAAGCCACUCUGCUCUUUUGUAACCCGCUUCCCUUUUUCUUACCCGUGGAUCAGCAAAGGAACGGGAAUGACUUGCUGUCUGAAUGGGUUCAGAAUUAAGUGCAAUUUUAUCACCUACCUUCUCGACUUUUGUGAAAACUGGGAUGGCUCUGUUGUGUAUAUUUCUGGGUAUCUGGAUUUAAUAUAAAAUUAUCUGCACUAAUUGAAGCUUCGUGGCUUGACAUAUCUGUAUAUUUUAACUUGCCUUUUUUUUUUUUUUUUCCUCUUGGUGUUUAUACUGAUUUUUGUUUUUAAAAUUCAUCACUGGCCUAAUAUUUAUGUCAGAAAGUCUUAUAUAAUUUAUGUAAUACUUGAAUAUAGAAAAAUAAUUUAAAAGAAUUUUUUUAUUUCCGGUCUGUGCUUUUUGACUUGCUCUUCAGCUGUUUUAGAGGGCGCAGCAAGAGCUGCAAAACAAAUCUGACACGUGGCAAUUUGCAGACUUUUCCCUGUCAAGCUUAAAAGUCUUCCUAGCCUUGUGUUGUCCUUUUCCCAUUAAUUUUAUUUUUUUUUUUAAAUUAUUUUAUGCUAAGCACGGUUAACCUCAAUGAACAUAGUAAAAAUCAUCAGGGUAGGUAAGAUAUUGUCUUGUAUAAUAUGCCAGACUUCAGUAAGCGUGUGCUAGGUAGAAAAAUGAAAAUAAAAUUAAAAUAUAAAUUCUUCAUGUGUCAAUAAACUGGCAAAUUUUAACCAGUAUCUAGUAGAGAACUGGGAGGACCAAAGUCUUGAUUUCCCUGCCCCUCCCCUGCAGACCAACAUCUGUUGCUGCAGGGUCCUUAAAAUUCUUUAGUUGUGGAAAAUUUAUAAUUCAACUGGACUGGAACAAUUAUUGGAAUCGACACUCUGUGAGCAAACUGGGGGAGGGAUGAGAAGAAGGAGGACCUAAAGACUGAAUUUCUCUCUCUGCAUUUUAAAAAGAAAAGAAAAAAGUUGAUGUUUUAACAGUGUGUUUAAGUGCUCUGCCUUUCCUGUGCCUCUAAACUGGAUGGUCAAUCCUGCAAAUACGGGCUGAAAUUCAAGGAGGUCUCAGUGACUGCACAUCUGGUGUCAAGUGCUGUGUGGUCUCCCCUGAUAUUUCAAGUUAUACUUUUAAAAAAAAAAAAAAAAAAGAUGAUUUGUAGAUCUCAAGCUUUCCCCAAAGUUUCAAAGUAAAGCCAUUCUACUCUGCUGUUAUUUUGUGUUUUGCUGUUUUGUUUUUCCAUGGAGAAAAAGAGGGCAAUGGGGGUGUAACUUCACUGUAGUGGAGCAGAAGGAACACGCUUUGAGAAGUAAUAAACCACCACCACCAUCAUCAUCAUCACUGAAUUUGUCGGUGAAAGUUGUGGCGCCGGUUUAAAUCAUCUGAGACUACACAGAAUAUUUGGGACAUUACAGGGAACUGCACACUUGGAUUAAAUACAUACAGACAACAUGAAAGAACAGAGAAAUCCUGCUGGUGACAUUCCACCUCUUGAUUUCAGUCUCUGAAAACACUUUAAUGUUGUUAUUUACGUUCGCGAUGCCUGUAAAACGAGCUUUAAAAGUUUGUACACACCGACUGUAUAUUUUGGGUUUGGCGUAAGCUACUGCCAUGUGACUUCUCCUGGACAAUUAUUUGUAUAAUAUAUUCCUGCUGGGAACGAAGGCAACUUCCUCAACAUGUAAAUAACACAUUUUUUUUUUACCUGCUGAAGCUGUCGCCUCCUCUGCGCUGGUCACUCCUUUCCCUGGCCACGAGUGACCACGAGCCUUGCCCUGCCCAUGCCUUGAGGAAGUCCAUUAGCUGACAGUCCUGCUCUUAGGGUGAACAGUGACCUAGGAAAAAGAAAGCAGCUUUUUCUGUGAUGGGCAUGUUCUGCAGCCAGGGUUAAUAACAUUUUCAGAGCUCGGUGCACCUUUGGUGCUGAGCGACUUUGGAAACGAUGCUCGGUGUUUGUGGAUAUGGAGAGAUUCUAUGAGCAGCUCACUGUAGAAUAAAGAUCUGUACAAAUUUAAAAGUCAUUAAAAUUUUCACUCAGUCUUAA
Lepidothrix coronata (blue-crowned manakin) is the source of this 3159-nucleotide messenger RNA. RefSeq names its product adaptor related protein complex 1 associated regulatory protein (gene AP1AR). The record is from RefSeq and is a predicted model, not a curated record. The transcript is spliced from 10 exons. Gene Ontology annotation, molecular function: AP-1 adaptor complex binding. The coding region runs from base 135 to 1040 and encodes 301 amino acids. Gene Ontology annotation, biological process: regulation of Arp2/3 complex-mediated actin nucleation; negative regulation of substrate adhesion-dependent cell spreading; negative regulation of cell motility. Lineage: Eukaryota; Metazoa; Chordata; Aves; Passeriformes; Pipridae.